Messenger RNA from Suhomyces tanzawaensis NRRL Y-17324, 1482 nucleotides. RefSeq lists its product as uncharacterized. The record is from RefSeq and is a predicted model, not a curated record. Gene Ontology annotation, cellular component: clathrin adaptor complex; cytoplasmic vesicle. NCBI's taxonomy places the organism in Eukaryota, Fungi, Ascomycota, Pichiomycetes, Serinales, Debaryomycetaceae. Bases 1 to 1482 code for a protein of 493 amino acids. The transcript has a single exon. Gene Ontology annotation, biological process: intracellular protein transport; endocytosis.
AUGUUUGAGGCCGUCUACAUAGCAGACAUCAACAAUAACUUGGUGUUCGAGUACCUCAUAAAUCUCAGCUCGCCCAAGUUCAAGUCGUUGACCCCAAUUCUUUCCCAGGCCGCCCAGAACCAUGACCAGUUACCGUUGAUCGAAAUCAACCCUGAGUACUUCAUCGUGUUUGAGAAGACCAAGAACCUUCUCAUCUACGUGCUAUGCUCCAAUGAGUCCCACUCCAACCCUCUCAUGCCGCUUAUCUUCAUCCAACGGCUCUUAGAGGUCAUGAGUGACUACUUUGGCACACCACUAGCGCUUACCAAAAUCGACGCAAACAACGACACAUUAACUUUGUUGAUCAACGAAAUGUUGGAUGACGGCACUCCCAACACCACUGACUUCAACAAGCUCCGUGAAUUGAUUCCUUCCAAGAGUUUUUUGUCCCAAUUGUUGAGCACCAGCAACGAGCUUGCAUCCAGUGCUGCUGCCCACGUCACCAAGAGCCAUAUGCCCAACCAUUCGGGGUCUGGGGCCAAAUUGGAGCCCCUCAACACCAUCCCAUGGCGACGCUCCAACGUCAAGUACACCAACAAUGAAAUGUACGUGGACAUCAUCGAGACGGUUAACGUGAUCUUAAAGCCAGCCAAACUCGCCAAAAAAACCCAGCUUUACUCCUCCAACAACCACUUCGACUCUGCAUUCUACUCGUCAUUAAAGGCCUCAUCCCAGAUGGUGCCUAUCUCUGGCCACAUACUGGGACAGAUCAACUUUAUAUCUCAUCUCACUGGUGUUCCGUUGUUGCAGUUGUUGCUUUCGAUAAAUGGCUUGGAUCUACAGCUUCCCAGCUUCCACAAGUGCAUCGAGGUAGAGAGGUGGUUGAGCAGUCCUGGAACCCUUUCCUUCAUACCCGCAGAUGGCAAGUCUGUGUUGAUGAACUACGAAAUUGAUCUCGAUUCUGCCCACCGCGCAAACGACUUGUUAGGGUUGAUCAGCGUUGAUUACAGGAGUGGUUUGGGUGUAUCCAAGAACGAGUUUGAGGUCAAGUUGAUUAUCGAUAACGUCAAGGCCGUAUCCAAAAUCGAAGACAUGAAGGUGGAGAUAUUCUGCGAAGAAGAGGGGCUGGGUGAGGUUACCAAUGUCAAGUCCAACAGAAUUACCCACGGCGAUUUCACCUACAAAGGCAAGGGCCAUUGCGAGUGGAAUUUGAGGACGGUGAACACCGGAAUACUGCCAUUGUUACAAGGUACCAUCAUCACCUCCAACAUGGAGCCAGAAGACAGCAGAGAGUCCACUCCUAAUUUGAUAGCAGUUACAACUGUAAAACCCAUCAGGCCCGAAUACGUGAAGUUAACUUUCAACUACAAGGGUUCUGUGCCUAGCGGCUUGAAAGUGGACAGCUUAAAGGUUGUCAGUGCCAAGGGCAUGGGCGACACUGUCAAGCCGUACAAGGGGGUCAAGUACAUUACUCGAAGCGGAGAUUUUGUGAUUAGAUCUUAA